This is a messenger RNA of Rosa chinensis, 1818 nucleotides long. RefSeq names its product nuclear transcription factor Y subunit A-10. Gene Ontology annotation, biological process: regulation of transcription by RNA polymerase II. Gene Ontology annotation, molecular function: RNA polymerase II cis-regulatory region sequence-specific DNA binding; DNA-binding transcription factor activity, RNA polymerase II-specific. The record is from RefSeq and is a predicted model, not a curated record. Bases 398 to 1318 code for a protein of 306 amino acids. The transcript is spliced from 6 exons. NCBI's taxonomy places the organism in Eukaryota, Viridiplantae, Streptophyta, Magnoliopsida, Rosales, Rosaceae.
UGUUUAGUGUUGGCAGUAGUAUUGGCACAAUGGCACAUAAUACAAAAGGAGGGUUCUUGCAUGAAAGCCAAAGCUUAUUGGAUACUGGCGUGUAGUUCCAUUACACUUGUGCGCAUAUAUCAUCGCUCUCUGCCGUCUUUCUCUUCCCCCUUCUCUCUCUCUCUCUCCCUCUCCCCACUCUUUUGCUUGUAAUUGUACCGACAUGGCUCCGAGCAAAUGGGGUUUCUCUGCUUCUGCUUAGAACUCACUUAUUAAGCUCUGCUUCCACUUCUUCCACAAGUUAUUGCAAUUGGAUUCUUCCUCAUCAACCUCACUGUUGAAGGGGGCAUUGGAUGAAACAUACGAAUUCGAAUUAAGCAAGACUUGUUUCUGAGAUCAUUUUAAUAAGAGGAAGAAAAUGGCUAUGCAAACUGUUUAUUUCAAAGAACAUGAAGGACUUGGGCAGUUGUCAUCAGUGUUACCUUGGUGGGGUACUGCCUUUGGAUCUCAACAAGUUCAUGGCGAAUCCUGUGGCCAGUCAAAACCUUUUACCAUGGAGCUUCCCAAUAGUGGAGACCAACUCACUGCCCCUAAGCAACCCGGGCGGGGCACUGAACAAGGACUGGAUAAAGGGAACACAAAUCAGUUCACUAUCUUCCCUGGGGAUGGGAAAAAAUCUCAGCCAGCGAUCUCUCUGCAAUCAUCCCCACCAAAAUAUCGUGGUCAUUUUGAGCUGGGAUUCAGCCAACCUAUGAUUUGUGGAAAAUAUCCAUACAUGGAUCAAUGCUAUGGACUCUUCUCAACAUAUGGACCUCAAGUUCCGGGACGUAUUAUGCUGCCACUGAAUUUGACUACAGAUGAAGGACCAAUUUAUGUCAAUGCUAAGCAAUACCACGGAAUCAUCCGGCGCCGACAAUCCCGUGCAAAGGCAGUCAUGGAGAAUAGAGCAGCUAGACACCGUAAGCCCUAUAUGCAUGAAUCACGCCAUCUUCAUGCCAUGCGCCGACCAAGGGGAUGUGGUGGUCGUUUUCUGAAUACCAAGACUGCGAAUAAUGGGAUAGGUAGAAAUGAAAUUAAGCUAGUUGGUGAUGUGCAGCUGUUUAGGCACUCCGGUUCUCAGAGCUCUGAAGUCCUGCAAUCUGAGAGUGGAACUUUGAACUCAUCAAAAUCAAAUGGCAGCAGUUCCAACAUAUCAGGCUCAGAGGUGACCAGUAUGUACUCGAGGGGAGAUCCUUUUUCAAUGAAUCAUCAUCAUCUCGGGCCCUCUGUGCAUUAUGGCAUGGUUAUGCCCACAAAAUGGAUUGCAGCAGUGGAUAACUGCUGCAACCUCAAAGUCUGAUAGCAAGCGAAAGAUGGGGUUGGUGCUAACUUGUUACAUUUACCCCAUCUUUUCUGCGACCAAAUGGAGAAGCUUAGUUGCAGACUUGCAGUUACUGUUAUGGUUAUUGCAACAAGUUUUGGUUCACAGGAUUGUCCUGCCACCAUUUGGUUGCUAUCAGAAGGCAAUUCAUUCUUGGCUCGUGGGCAACGGGGUGUUUACUUCCAUUCCAAGCAAUUCUGCUGUUCGGUUGGCUGGUGAAAAUCCCCAAUGCAUCACAAAUUAAUUAAGUAGACUAUCUAUAUGGCUCUCUUCCCUUAAAUCAGAAUAAGAUCGAACAUGAGAGUCCGGUAAUUAUUUGUAUGUGUUUGUGACCUAAUAGUAUCUAAGUAUCCGUAUUUUAGACCUCUUCAACUGGUGUAAUGUACUAAUAUACAAACUGUAUGUUUGUGUUGUAAUCUGACAGUUUGCAAGAAUAAUGUAAGCCUUAUAUAUUUUUAUCAGCCAUUUCAGGAACACUA